AUGAUUUAUUACUGUACAUCGUUCGCUGGAAGUUAUAUAAUAGUCUGGUCUUUCUUGUACGACUAUGGCAACGGCAUCACUAUUCCCUCCGGCACUAUCGGGCAGUCAUGCUCCAUUUCAGCAUCUGGUGAGCCCUCACAAUGUGACGAUCUGGCAGAUGCUAUCAAGGCAUGCCAGUCAAACGGCGUGAAAAUCAUCUUAUCUCCGGGUGGUGCCAUUGGCACGUACUCUCUCUCGUCGCAGGGGGAGGCUGAAACUAUUGGCCAAAAUCUCUGGGAUGCAUCUGGAAGAACACAGAACAGUUGCGUUCCGCGGCUGUUUGGCACCACUUUCGUUAAUGGCUGGGAUUUUGACAUCGAAGCAGCCCGGGGUAAUCAGUACUACCAGUAUUUGAUUCGCAUACUUCGAUCCAACUUCGUGUCCGAUUCAUCCAACAUGUACUACAUUACGGGGUCACCGCAAUGCCCUAUACCAGAGCCUCAUAUGCAGCAGAUAAUCACUAGCUCUCAGUUUGACCACCUCUGGGUCCAGUUCUAUAAAAACCCUAGUUGCUCCGUUAACGGCCCAAUCAACUAUGACGUCUGGGUCUCGGCCAUCGCUGGCACACCAUAUGGGAAUGCUAAAAUCUUUGUUGGUGUACCAGCUUCCCCAAAUGCCGCCACAGGGACAUCUAGCGGGGCACAAUACUACCUUGAACCAAGCACACUCGCGACUCUGGUUCGUAGGUACAGCACCAACUCCGCAUUCGGUGGAAUUGCGAUGCGGUCUUCCGGGCUUUCCGACUCCAACGUUAGUAAUUGUUACACCUACGACCAGGAAAGUAAACGCAUUUUCACCACUGGCUCACCCUACUAG
Penicillium soppii is the source of this 855-nucleotide messenger RNA. Its product is annotated as class III chitinase ChiA2. Bases 1 to 855 code for a protein of 284 amino acids. Gene Ontology annotation, biological process: carbohydrate metabolic process. Gene Ontology annotation, cellular component: extracellular region. Gene Ontology annotation, molecular function: chitinase activity. The transcript has a single exon. The record is from RefSeq and is a predicted model, not a curated record. NCBI's taxonomy places the organism in Eukaryota, Fungi, Ascomycota, Eurotiomycetes, Eurotiales, Aspergillaceae.